Molecule: messenger RNA, 3042 nt
Organism: Scomber scombrus (Atlantic mackerel)
Lineage: Eukaryota; Metazoa; Chordata; Actinopteri; Scombriformes; Scombridae
Exons: 18
Coding region: 1-2718 (905 amino acids)
Source: RefSeq, a predicted model, not a curated record
AUGUCAGAGUUUGCCAAAAAGGAGUUACUAACCUUAUGCUUCAGCUGCUGUCAGGGACUGUGGAUGUUUCUGGACAAAAGUUCUUUCACAAGGGUGCACAUGCUGCUCCAGAGACUGGGGAACCUGCUCACCCUGGCCCAGUGGGCGAGGAGGCAGCUCAGUUCAGCCCACCUCUGGCACGGUGUGGGCAUCCCGUGUGUGAUGUGCAGGGAUACAUGCGGCUCCUCGGAAGUCAGACAUGGCUGCUGGAAACGAGCGCACAGUGCUCUAAGGCAACACAUCUUGCUUGGACAGCUGGUUCAGUGGUGGGGCAUCAUGGGGCUCUUGCCCAAAUACCCCGAGGCUCACGAGGUGAAGCGCAUUGCUCAGAUGUGGAAGGAAAUGGAUCAUAGCCAUCGGAAAACUUGUCUUGAGACAUCUGGAUGGGAGGAGGUAGGAGUGGAAAGAUGGAAGUCUUUCAUUGAAGGUAUGGUGACUGAACUGGAAAAACAGCAUGGCUGCAUUUGGACUUCCGAGGACUGCACAGACCAGGUCUACCCUCCCUCUAAUCUGCAGGCCCUGCUGAAGCUUGUACUGGUGCCUCAUAUUGACCACAUGUCAGUCCAGGCAAUUCUCAUGUAUUUUACCCUGGACAUGGCGAAUUUCCUGCAGUGCAAAGAUGACCUCCUACAAUCUUUCUGCCAUGCCUUCACAAUUCCUUCCAGCUUUUCCCAACAAAUUAGGGCCCUGUGGAUGCUUGAUCAUGGACACAUCAAGGCCUCUAUGGAGCUGCUGCUGAGCCCCAGGGCCACUGUCCCCUGGCUCUCCUGGCAACAUCGUUGCGUCAUCCACUGCCUGCUGGCGAGGAAGCAACCUCGGUUGGCGUUGAGGUACCUGCACUGGACCAUGCCUGCAAUGGAGAGUGUUGAGGAUGCCAAGCUCUGUGCAGACGUGCUACUACAAAACAGUUGUGUCUCUGAUGCCUGGGCUCUGCUGAAGAAAAGCCACACAGAAAGUGACGAUAUGGUCAUGUACUUCCUCCAGGCGUGUGAGGGAUUUGGUCUGUGUGCAGAGGCUUUAAAGUACAUUCCUGUAGGAUACAAAGGUGAAGGAGACAAUGGUGGGAUUGAGACUGCAGGCUCACCUUUGCUAAAGAUACAGAAAGACUGCUCAGCAGGGAGCCCACCCUGUCCGCUAUCUGCCAAACUGUAUCAGGCUCAGAAAGUCAACUCUGUGUCCCCAGAGGAGCUUGUCAAACUAGUCAGAGAGGGUGUGAUGGAAGUGAGAGAACUACAUCCCAAGAUAAGUGAGGUGGUGUGGCCAGAGCACACAGUGAGAAAAUCAAACAGCAGAGAGAUGUUUCUGUCAACCCAGGCUCUGUGUUGCCUCACACCCAACCCCUCCCCAAUGGACAUGGCUGGGGAAGCAGAGCAUACAGCACAAGCAGAUAAACCAGAGGAGCAACCUGAGACACCAGAGCAUGUUUCCUCCUCCGAGUCCCCACUUGUAGAGGAUCUGAGCUCCGAGUCUGUCUCCUCUUUUACGUCGGCCUCCUCCCUGCCUCUGUUGAGACAGGAGCAUCCUUAUGUGUAUCAGAGUAGUUUAACUCUGCAGAGGAUCUCGUCUCUCCUCACUGAUGGAGAGAAUGAAAGCAGAGAAGAGGAAGAGGAAGAAGUAGAAAGUACAACCUCCUCAUCAGUGGGUGUCUUGCUAGAUUGUUCUGAGCUGGCAGUGACACUAGAUGGCACCACAGACUCCAUUUCCCUCAGCAACUUGAACAAAGACAUUCUGGUUGAGCUGAUGCUUUCUGGGGAGGGGGGAGACGAAGAUUUCAAAACAUGUGUGUUCCCAAGAGAGAACCGUGUUACUACUUUCAUGGAUGAAGUCCUUCUUUUAAAUGAGAGGAUGAAUCUUCCCUCUCAGUUUAACAGUGAUGAUGACAACCAAUUGGUACCUUACUUCUCUGAAUCCCAGGUGGACAGUCACAGUUUCCCCUCACCUGAAUAUGAGAAUAUGGCCUGCUGUAAAAGCAUGUCUGAAGAAAAUGUUAAAGUUCUCUCAAAUAUCAGCACUUCAUGGAGCUCCGCAGUGUCACUCAACCGAGACGACCAAUCAGAUAGCAUCCCUCCUCAAAUUUUCAGCUUCAGUGGAGCAGCCACAUCUGACUGUUUCCUGGAAGAGGAACCUCAUCAGGAUCUGCUGUCUGACCUUCGCCAGAGCCUUCAGUUGGAGGAGAAUGCAGCCUGUGGCUCAGGGGCCUCAGCAAGGAUGGGUGAGCCAGGCAGCUCCCUCCUCACCCCUGUGUGCAGCUCCACACAGCUUCUGAUCCUUGGUAAAUUGUGUACCUCCAGCACAUCUUGCAACACACAGACCAGCUCUGCUCCUUGUGACACUAACCAAGAAAGCUUCCUCAAAGCCCAUUUAAAGACAGUAGAAGCCUGCGAUCAGAGCACCUCAUAUCAUUGCAAAAUGGGCAGCUGGUGGAAGCAGGACCUGGAAACCCACAGAGCAUCUUUUAGACUCUUAGCUUCCACGGAGCCUGGAGCAGCUAUCAAAUCAGAUAAGAGGCCUUCUCUUAUACUAAAUCAACCAUAUUCCUAUAGUCUGGUCACUUCCAAGCAAAAAGCAGACAGCAGAGAUGGCACACAGGCAGACAAAGUGGAGCUCGCAGAUUGGACGGUUUCACAGGGUGCCAUAAGGAGUGGAAGAAGGAAAGGAAAACGAGUGAAGAGAACGUAAUACAAAGGCCAGCGGACUGAAAUAAAUGAGAAACAUAACUUUCUAUCAGCGAUGAUCCAGAGAUAUGUUUGGUUUUUGAUUUGGUUUAACUCCUCUCAUAAUGAAUUUACCGGUCAUAAUACAGACAUGAUCAUCAGCAUGAAGACUUUUCACCUUGAUGUGAGGCAUCCACUCUACAUCAAACAUCUGGUCAGAUUCUGAGAGCUGCUGCUAAUUUUUUAUAAGUAACUGUUCCCACCCAGUGUUGUCCUGCCACACCCUUUCUCUCCCACUGUAAAACACUGCACUUCUCAAAAAAAUGCUCACUCAAUAAUAAAUCUCUCA